Molecule: messenger RNA, 3382 nt
Organism: Pieris brassicae (large cabbage white)
Lineage: Eukaryota; Metazoa; Arthropoda; Insecta; Lepidoptera; Pieridae
Gene: Ufsp2
Product: ufm1-specific protease 2
Exons: 10
Coding region: 70-1821 (583 amino acids)
Source: RefSeq, a predicted model, not a curated record
UUUAAAAAAAAGGAAUAGAAUUCCAUAAAACUUGUGGCUGUUACGGAUGGCAACUUUAAAAAAAUAAAAAUGUCACCACGUCUCAAAAUAUCAAAAUAUGUGAUUGAGAGGUUGUUAAAGACUGAAACAUAUGAGACUACAGGAUGUUUGUACGGUCUCAUGUACGAUGGAACUUUGCUUGUCAUUGGAUUUAGUUUAGAAUAUUUUGAAAAUGAAAAGAAAACAUACAGCCAACUACUUCUGAAUCUCCCUGCUGAGGUGGAGCUUUGUGGUGUAGUUAAAUUUUGUGAUACAACAACUUUAGAUUCCAAACCUAAAGCAAUUCUGCAAGAUGUUGAUAUAACAGAUAAUCCAUUGUUUUUAAUAAUUGAUAAGGAUAAGGAAAUAAAAGCUCAUUUUUUGAUUCAUGAGAAGUUUGAGGAAACAAGUUACGAUGUAUUUGAAAAUGAGGAUAUCUGGAAACAAUUUUUACAUGUCCGAUUAAAUACAAUACUUCCAUUGUCAUGUGAAGCUACUAUAUCUGGUGUCAAAAGUGUACUUCAAAGUAAAAGGAAAAAGAUAGCUUCAGGACAGGUGUCAUUUCAAAUAAAUGACAGUUCUGUAUAUCUGUUUGGUAUUGCAUCUGGUGUAGGAGUAACUGGCACAAGUACUGAGGCAAAUAUAGGGGAUCUUGUGGAUUCUUGGAACCCAGAGCAAAUGUCAAAAAAGAAGAAAUACAACAUAAAUAAUGUUGAACCAGUAUCCGUUAACUUAGUAAUGAAAGCAACAAAGGAUAUGUUAUCAGAUAAGCUUGUGAAGACUGCUGUUAAAAUGAUGACGACACAAAGGAAACCUGCAUUUUGUAUAAGUAUGCCGCUAAGAGUAGAUACAAUAGCAAUGGUUCAUCGAAACACAAAAUUAUCGGAGUUAUACAGUAUACUUGUUGAAGCGACAUGCAGAUCACUCAAGUUACUUGAAAGUGUUCUUAUAGAGCAGUUGGGGCAAGAGGGAAUUGGUGAUGGGGCAGGUUUGAGACUGCCGGAGACGUUCCACUAUUUAUCACCAGAAAUUGGCCAUUUCAUCACUCGGGUUGUGCCUAAAGGAAUACCUGAUGAGAGCAUGGAAAAAGAAAGAGUAUCGCUUCACGAACAGUUGGAUUUACCACUAACUCGACCAAUGUUUAGGCGAGGAAACGCAUAUAUAUUCAAUAGCCCCAAACUCAUCAACCCCCACGAAGGAAUCGCACCACAGAAUCGAGGAAAAAUUGCAACCGUUCGGGGAAAAUAUCUGUAUUGCCAUUAUAUGCAGGAUAAUUUCAAUGAUGAUGGAUGGGGCUGUGCUUAUCGUUCUAUGCAGACCAUAUUCUCUUGGUUUAAGUAUCAGGGAUUCAGUACACUAGAUGUGCCAACUCACAAAGAAAUCCAGCAGUGCCUUGUCAAAAUAGGGGAUAAGCCAUCCUCCUUUGUGGGUUCUAAGCAAUGGAUUGGCUCCACCGAAGUCAUGUUUUGUCUGGACACACUCAUUGGAGUACAAUCGAGAAUUCUUUUUGCAAAUACUGGGUCUGAACUGCUGACUUACACCCCGGAGUUGAUUCAUCAUUUCCAGCAACAUGGCAGUCCCAUUAUGAUAGGUGGAGGUGUCUUAGCCCAUACGAUUAUAGGUGUCGAAUACAAUGAAGAUAAAAACGAGACACGCUAUUUGAUCUUAGACCCGCAUUACACUGGCGCUGAUGAACUCCAAACCGUCUUAAGCAAAGGCUGGUGCGGGUGGAAGUCAUCAGAUUUUUGGAACAAAACCGCACAUUAUAACCUAUGUCUCCCACAGACUAAACCUUGUGUAUAAGUGUUGCCAUAAAUGAUAAUGUUGCUAUUGAAUGGCAAUGUUGCCAUAAAUGAUAAUGUUUCUAUUGAAUGGCAGUGUUGCAAUAAUAUGAAUAAUAAUAUUGAAAUCGCCUGCAUUUUUAACACCUUUCAAGCAAACCAAUAUAACAGAAUUAUAUAAUUAUUUUCCAAUCUUAACUAACCGAAAUUAUAUAUUGUGUUUAAUCUUGUAUUUAAACAAUCUUUUAUUAUAUUACAAAUGCGUAAUGCAUGCUAGGCAUUUAAAAUUCAUGUGAUAUUUUUUUUUUUGAAGGAGCUAGCUAGCAUAGCUAUUUGCAUGCAUCGGUAUAUAUCCAACCAAUAAAAAACAGCCCUACAAGUCCUUUUUUGAGGUCUGGGUUCUGAUGUGUUGAGCCUUCUGUGCCUGCCUGGUUAUUGAGUAGUUAGGCCGGUUUCUUCACUACAUUUUCCUUUAAAGCGAGCGAGCGGUUCGAAUCUACGACCUUAGGGAUGAGAGUUGCACGCCAACUCUUCAUAUCCAACUCGAAAUCUAAUAAAAUAAUUGCUCGAUUUAAAAAACAAUUACCUUAACUUAAAACGGUAAUCCUCGAACAAUAGUUACGAGUAAUAGAAUAAAAAAAUAUUUUUGUAUGAAAACCUUUGUUCAAGGCCAAAUUAAUUCAAACAGUGCAACAAAAAUACAUCUGAAAUAGAAAAAAAUUAAAUAUAUGAAAAGUUUAUGGUUUGGUAAACGAAAUGCCCGAAGACAUCCUUUUGAAAUAACGUAUUAGGUACAGUUUGUCCUUUCCUAAGAGUGUAUAACAGUUGUAUCAUUCGUGUUGUGAUUUUAAGUCUAAAGUCAAAUUGCUGUCUCGACUUUUUACUGAAUUUUAAAUCCAGAUAAGUGGCGUAAUCCCAUAGUAACGUAAAGUUUACUAUACUAUUAUUAUUUACUACUAAGUGGACGUCAUGUUAACAAAUUCGCCCAUUCGCGAUACUAAUAUAUUUCUAUACUUUAAAAAAAGCUAAGGGUGUAAAUUCAAAACAGUAUUCUAUUUGGUUUCACAAACCGUCACAUCUAUGACGUUUGACGUUUGACGUCUUUAAAUAUUGCGGAACGAUACGGAGACGUCGACGAAGUCCCGUACUUCAAAAAUGUAUUGGAUUUUGAUUUACGGGUGGGUGCCACGCUUAGUCAGGUUUUUAAAUCUCAACAAAUGUGUACGGCCAAAGUUACUUGAGGUGAAAGGACCUUGGAGUGGGUGCUUUGAAGCAUUUAAUGUUAUCGUCGGGAACACAAUAUUGCUUUUAUCAUGGUUGUUCGGGUUAAGAAUAUAAAUUAAUUUUUUAUCUAUCCUUUCAUUAUAUUCAAUAUACAUUUAAUCUAUACCUGGAAAACUUUAAAGCUUUUAAGCCUUAAUCAAUUUAACAGUGUAUACAAAAUCCAUCCAUUGUCUACGCCAUUAGAACUGAAACCUUUUUAUCAAUGCCUUUAAAAAAAAUAAUUGGCCAAUCUUUUAUUAAUGACUCAAUUUUCUAAGUUUAAUUCAGUUAUUACUUUUAUAUGAAAUAAAUUAUUACUU